This is a messenger RNA of Ochlerotatus camptorhynchus, 4001 nucleotides long. RefSeq lists its product as uncharacterized. The record is from RefSeq and is a predicted model, not a curated record. The coding region runs from base 211 to 3834 and encodes 1207 amino acids. Lineage: Eukaryota; Metazoa; Arthropoda; Insecta; Diptera; Culicidae. Gene Ontology annotation, biological process: proteolysis. The transcript has 12 exons. Gene Ontology annotation, molecular function: metallodipeptidase activity.
AGCACAAAAACACCAACACCCAAGUGUGUCCCUCUUCAGCCGCUGCAGGAAGCAGUUUUCCGCUUCGACCGGGGAUAGCAGAUAAGAGUGGUGCGGCUUAGCACAUGAUAGAAAAUUGUGAUCAUAAUCGGUUCGUGCCAACGAGCCAGGAGAAAAAGUGCGCCCCUGUGUGUAUUCGAGCGGCAAUAUUAGCAUAAAAAGUGCGCCAAAAUGACCGACAUCAACCGCAACGGGCAAGCUUAUGUGAAGCACAACGGGAAAAUCGAACCGGGUCCAAGUGCUUCCAGUACGCUGAAGCGUAACAAUAGCUAUCAUCAACGAUUGAAAAAAUCCUACAGCGAGUGUGAGUAUAGUGCCACCAACGCCGCAGCAAACAACAAUGGACAGCAAUCAGCAACGGUCGGUCGAAGCGGGUCCAACACCGGCGGAUCGGCCAAGUGGCGAUCCCAAACAGCUCUACCGGCCAACCAGCAGCAGGGUGGCAUGGUAAAACCAACGGCCACUGUCAAACCGGAUGCCUCGGCCAACACUUCAGCUGAUGAGUUUAAACGCUUUCACACGCUACGUAACAGCUACGGGGGGAAAUCCAAUUUAAAUGUAAAUAGCACCAACGAGUCCUCAAUAAAAACGCAAGUUCUGCUUCAUCAGCAAAAGCUGAAAGAGUACAGCAAACACGCUGCGGAUCUGAACAACGAUAGCUACUCGACCUGUUCCUCGUCUCAAUCGGACUAUCAGCAUCCGCAGCAGCAGCAUCAUUCUCACAAACAUCAUCAUCGAUACCAUCAUCACCAGCACCAACAUCAUCAGCACCUCCAGCAGCAGAAUUCCCAGGCUCCGGCCCAGCAGCUACAGCAGUACCAGUAUCCGGUGUCAACGACGGUGGCUGCCAACGCUACCCUAACCCGACCCGCCGCUGCUGGUCACAGCAGCAGUUCUUCCAUCUUGAAAAACAGUAAGGACUGUAGCGGCGGAGGCGGCAGCGCCAAGAAUUCGCUCAGGCGUGGUGCCGGCGGAUUAAGCACUUUGUCACUGUGCAGCUGCGAUGCCGAGACGGAGAUAAUACCAAAUCCAUUAAGGCCACUAUAUCAGUACAGCUUGGACAGGAAGAAUCCUCGCCAGCACACGUACACGUGCGAACAGAAUGCCCAGAUUUUGCUACGGCUCGAGAAGGACCGGGCGAGAAAGUACGGCUCGUCCGGAAAGCUGAACUUUACCGCCUCCACCAGUGACCUAACGAUACUGCCACCGGCCAGUGGUGGUGGUGGUGGUGGUGGUCUGCAAAAAUCGGCCACGACAACGACCAUUCCGAUGUCGACGACGACGGCAACAUCGACGACACUGGCUGCUGGAACGGAACUCAAGACCGGAAUCUGCAAUAACGACUCUACUGCUGCCGGCACAUUCGAGUUCCGUGGCGUCUAUCCGGAAAACAACUACAUCGAGAACGAGCCAUUCGUGGAGGAUAUGAUUCCACCUCCACCGCCUCCCCUCAACCGGCGACCUUCCUAUGGCUACAGUUGCAUCAUUCAACCGCUGACUAACGAGCCUGGCCACGGGCAGCAACAUCAGCCGCAGCCACCAGCCGGCCUCGCUAAUGAUCUGACCUCGACGGUCAACGGCAACAAUGGCAUCAUUAAUAAUUAUCCCUCAAAUCAGCCGGACUUGUUCAAUUUCGCAUCGACGGGUGGACCGACUGUCGGUCCCCAGCAACUUCAGCAGCCAAACGGUCCCAGUUCCACGCUAAAAUCGACGCUGAAAAAUAAAUCAGGCACCAGAACGCUGACCAAUGCUGACACUGCCAACAUCACCGGCACCGACGUCAACAAAGCCAAGUCCAAGCUCAAGAAGACCGGAUCGAACUUUGACAUGAUGAAUAAUGGCACAUUCAUCGACACCGGCAGCGGCGGAGGUGGCGGGGAAAGCACUACUAUUCCUAUGAAGCAGUUCCCGCCCUACUAUUUCGAUGAUAACUAUCUCAAUCACGGCUUACAUCAACAUUUCUACUAUCAGAAUCCUGACGGGAGCUUUCCUGUCUCUGGUAUAACGAAUGACACCGAGGGUCAGCUGUACCUGUACCAUCAUGAACCGGCAUCCUACAUUCCGAACUAUGACACGCUGAAUUUACCCUCCAAGUACAACACCAUCGGACCAUCGGGUGGAAACGGCGGUGGCGACGAUGGUGGUGGUGGUGGUGGGGUUGGGGGCGUUGGUCACGUGAUUGGCGGGGACUAUAUCGGAAACACCAAAUAUCACCACGCUAGCUCAUGCAACCUUAAUCAGUUUAGUUCGUCGGCGAAGAGUAAUCUUAUUAGCAGCCAUCAGCACCACUUUUCCAACUCGAUCAGUAAUUUCAACUUUAAUCCAUCGCAAUAUUUCGGCACCGGACUGGAACCACCGGGAGCAACGAUUAUCGGGGGACCGGGCGGCUUAGGGGUGAUGGGUGGUGACGGUUUCACCUCGACUAUCAGCCUCAACGGGGGAACACCGAACAAGCAGCAGCAACAGCAGCAGCAGCAGCACCCGUGGAAACAUAGGCAGUGCCCGAGCCGAGGUUCCAGCAGCACCGGUUCGGGGUCGUCAAAGUGGGACCUGCCCUCGCGCCAGUGGCUAGCGGUGACUUCGAUCCUGCUGAUAGCGGGUGCUGCCGGUGUGGCCGUCCCGUUUGCCUUGAAGGUUUCGGCCGGGGCACCGCUCGAGGAACGACUCCACGCCGCAGCCCAGCUGCUCGAAACAGUGCCUUUAAUCGACGGACACAACGAUCUGCCGUGGAACAUUAGGAAGUUUUUACAUAAUCAACUCAACGAGUUUCGAUUUGACGACGAUCUGAAGCAGAUAUCACCGUGGUCGAAAAGUGCUUGGAGUCACACCGAUUUGCAGAGACUGAAACGUGGCCGGAUAGCUGCACAGUUCUGGGCUGCUUACGUGCCGUGCGAGGCCCAACACAAGGACGCUGUGCAGAUCACGCUGGAGCAAAUUGAUGUAAUUAAAAGACUGACGGAACGCUAUUCACCAGGGCUCACAGCAUGUGCAUCAGUUUACGAUAUCGUUCAAGCGCACAAAAACCAUCAAAUGUGUUCACUAAUUGGAGUCGAGGGAGGGCACUCACUGGGCGGAUCGUUGGGUGUGCUUCGGAUUUAUUAUGCACUCGGCGUUCGUUAUAUGACCCUGACGUCCACCUGUCACACCCCGUGGGCGGACUCGAGCAACGCCGAUGCCCCCAAGUACGACAUCAAGCACGGAGGACUGACGGCGUACGGAAAGACCAUCAUCCGGGAGAUGAAUCGCCUGGGCAUGAUAGUGGAUCUAUCGAAAUCGUCGGUCGCAACCAUGAAGGACGUGCUGGCCACCUCGCAAGCGCCGGUCAUAUUUUCCCAUUCGUCGGCCUACGCCCUCUGCAACUCGAGCCGGAAUGUGCAGGACGAGGUGCUGCAGCUGGUGACGAAGAACCGCGGUCUGGUGAUGGUCAACUUUUACAAUAAAUUUCUCAGCUGCACCGAAAACGCCACCGUGGAGGAUGCUGUCGCGCACAUAAAUCAUAUAAGACAGAUUGCCGGAAUCGAUCACGUGGGACUCGGCGCCGGAUACGAUGGCAUUAAUUUUACGCCCCGUGGCCUGGAAGAUGUCGGCAACUAUCCGCGACUGUUUGCCGAACUGCUCGGCGUCGGCUGGACGGCCGACGAACUGGAAAAACUAGCCGGCCGCAAUCUGUUGCGGGUGAUGGAGGCGGUGGAGAAAGUUCGCGAUAAGCAACGACUUUCCGGCGUUCGACCGUACGAGGACAUUCCGGUGGCACUGCGGGCCGAGGAGCACUUGAACUGUACGACCAACAGUUAAUGAACUGUACCGCCGUAAGCACCGUAAGCCAGCGUAAUUGCGUGUGGCAACAACACUACAGUUGGGACUGAUUAAUGAGCGAGCGAGCAACCAAUUUUCUGCCGAGAGACGACGCGCCCAAGUUGGAGUAAUUACCCACUCCGACGCACUCACUGAUGACUAGGUAC